Anolis sagrei ordinatus is the source of this 8844-nucleotide messenger RNA. It is a transcript of the gene CEP290, whose product is annotated as centrosomal protein 290. The record is from RefSeq and is a predicted model, not a curated record. Gene Ontology annotation, biological process: camera-type eye development; non-motile cilium assembly; kidney development. NCBI's taxonomy places the organism in Eukaryota, Metazoa, Chordata, Lepidosauria, Squamata, Anolidae. Gene Ontology annotation, cellular component: centriolar satellite; ciliary transition zone.
GGUUCUUUUGAGCCCGGAAGAGAAGUGUUUGAUGGCGUCGCCUAGCAACGGCCAUCUCUCCUCCUCCUUCCUCCUCUUUGUCAACGGAAGCCAGGGGAAAGGGGAGUGAGCGGGAAGGGCGGGAGACGCUUGAGCAGGAUCAGCACUGCCUUUGAAGGUGUCGGUUUUCCAGCCGCGAGGCCUUGUGGUCGCCCAAGGAAGGCUUAGGGUGAAAGCCCUGCCGCCCUUCAGCCAUUCUCUGUGAAGUAAACCUACUGACAGCUUAAGAGAAAGUACCGGGCCCUGCGCAAACUAUCGAGAGAUAAAUGAACACUCAAGAUGGCACCUAUUUUAGAAUGGAAAAAGCUUAUGAGAGUAGAUCCUGAUGCUUUGCCCCGUCAAGAGGAACUUGCAGAUAAUUUGCUGGAGGCAGUUGCCAAGGUUGAUGGAAAUGACCUGAAGGAUGAGAAACCUGAACGUUUAAUUCAGCUUUUUAAAAUUUCUCAGUCACUAAUGAAGAUGAAAAAUCAAGAAGUCGAGCUGGCAUUGGAAGAAGUUGAGAAAGCUGGGGAGGAGCAAGCCAAAUUUGAAAAUCAGUUAAAAACUAGGGUGAUGAAACUGGAAAAAGAGUUAGAGGCAGCACAGCGAUCUACCGGUGGCCGGGAUACUCGCUUUCUGCGUGAUGAGAUCCGGCAAUUGGAAAGACAGCUGGAACAAAAAGACAGAGAACUGACAGAUAUGGAAAAGGAGUUAGAGAAAGAGAAAAAGGUCAAUGAACAGCUUGCUCUUCGAAAUGAGGAUGCAGAAAAUGAGAACAGCAAAUUGAGAAGAGAGAAAAAACGAAUGAAGAAAAAGAAUGAACAACUGCGACAGGAUGUAAUUGACUAUCAGAGACAAAUCGAUAACCAAAAAGAAACACUUCUUUCACGAAGAGGAGAAGAAUCGGAUUACAGGUCACAGUUAUCAAAAAAGAACUUUGAACUUGUCCAGUAUCUAGAUGAAAUUCAGGGUUUAACUGAAGCUAAUGAAAAAUUAGAUGCACAGAACCAGGAAAUGAGGAAGAACUUAGAAGAAUCUGUGCAAGAGAUGGAAAAAAUGACAGAUGAAUACAAUAAAAUGAAAGUUAUUGUUCAGCAAUCUGAUAUUGUUAUGGAUCAACUCAGAAAGGAAAAGGAGCAAUAUAGGUUACAGGUGCAUGAAUUAACAGAGCAACUUAGAGCAAAAAAUGAAGAGGAUGAUCCUGUCAUGGUAGCUGUAAAUGAAAAAGUGGAAGAAUGGAAGGGAAUUUUGGCUUCCAAAGAUGAAGAAAUUGUUGAAUAUCAGCAGAUGUUGUUGAACUUGAGAGAGAAAAUGAAAAUGGCUCAGCUUGAUGCUGACAAGAGCAGUGUUAUGGCACUCCAGCAGAUAAUAUCUGAACUCUAUAUUGGUGUACAAGAGAGAGACAGUCAGAUCAAACUUCUUACUGAACAGGUUGAACAGUAUACAAAAGAAAUGGAAAAGAAUGCAUUGCUUAUUGAGGAUCUCAAACAAGAACUCCAGAAAGAAAAAGUUGUGCCAUCUUUUACACAACAAGAUUGUGUUGAGGAAAUAAAAGUCAAGUUGGAUCUGCUAGAACAUAAAACAAAAGAAGCCGAACGGAUGGCAGAAGCUGCAGAAGCUGAUGCAAGGGAAAAGGACAAAGAACUUAUCGAUACUCUGAAGCGAAUGAAAAAUUAUGAAACAGGAAUAUAUGGUCUGGAAGAUGCUGUUGCGGAAAUCAAUGAUUUAAAGACCCAACUUAAAAUAAGGGACCAUGAGAUUGAAACACUAAUUAAAGAAAUUAACAAACUUGAACUUAAAAUCAAUGAUUUCCUUGAUGAAAAUGAAGAUCUUCGGGAACGACUAGGCCUUGAUCCAAAGACGAUGAUUGAUUUAACAGAAUUUAAAAACAGCAAAGCAUUAAAACAGCAGCAGUACAAGGCUGAAAACCAGAUCCUACUGAAAGAGAUUGAAAGACUGGAAGAAGAAAGAGUUUCUCUGAAGCAGCACAUUCGCAAACUGGCUCAGGAGAAGGGAAGAAGGGCUGCCACUUUAGGACUGGAUACAGAUGACCUACAUCUGAUUGAUACUUUUACUGAAGAUCUGAAAAUGAGAAGGGUGAAGUCUGAAUUCAUGAGUAUCGGGAACACUGAAGAGAUUAAAGCCAAGAACGACUAUCUUACCAAAGAAUUAAGUGAACGAGAGAGAGACAUGGAACAAAACAGGACUGUGAUAGCAAAAUUUCAAUCCAAAUUAAAGGAAUUAGUACAAGAAAACAAGCACCUUGAGCAAGGCAUGAAAGAAAUUCUUCAAGCUAUCAAAGACAUGCAGAAAGAGCCAGGUACAAAGGGAGGAGAAACAGCUCUAAUGAUUCCCAGUCUGGAACGAUUGGUAAAUGCAAUUGAAUUGAAGAAUGCAGAGGGAACCUUUGAUCCCAAUUUUCAUUUGAAGACUCAAGUUGAUCAACUUACUGGACGAAAUGAAGAAUUAAGAAAAGAACUGCAAGAAGCUCGGAAAGAAGCUGUGAAUUUUUCUAAUCAGUUGGCCAAAGCAAAUGCAAAGAUUGCCAAUCAAGAAAAAGAGAUUGAGUUGCUGCGACAAUCAGAUGGUACCAAUAUAUCAUUCAAAGCAAUAAAUCUUCCUGAGGGAAUGGCUCCUUCUAGUAUGAACAUAAUUAAUUCACAGAAUGAAUAUUUAAUACACCUUUUGCAGGAUCUGGAAAAUAAAGAACAACUACUCAAAAAAUUAGAAGGAGCAGUUGAAGAAUACAAAAGAAAGUUUGCAGUUAUCCGCCAUCAGCAAGGUUUGCUGUAUAAAGAAUAUCAAAGUGAGAGAGAACAUUGGCAAACUGUUGAUGAAAAAAUACAAGAAGAAAAGAGAAAGUUAGAGUAUCAAAAAGAGCAAGAUGAUAUAAAACUAAAGGAAUAUUAUAAUUUGCUAGAUGUGCUUGAAAAGGAUAGUGAUGACUCAAAACAACAGUUUGCGGACUACAGUAGAAAAAUGACUGUUCUACGAGUAAAUGAACGAUCAUUGAUGAGGCAGUACACAACCUUGCUUGAAAUGGAAAAGCAUCUUCGGAAAGAGAAUGAGAAGAUGAGGUCUGAGUUAACAUCAGUGGAAGCAGCAGUUCAAGAAAAGAUUGGAUGUUUACAAAGAUUCAAGGAAAUGGCAACUUUCAAAAUAGCAGCAUUACAAAAAGCAUUGGAUGACAGUGUACCUUUGCAUGACCUAGAAGUGGCAAAUAAACAAUAUAAUGAACUAACUGCUAAAUAUAGAGAUAUGCUACAAAAGGAUAACUUGCUUGUUCAAAGAACAACUAAUCUGGAAUGUUUGGAGCAUGAGAAUAUGUCCAUGAAAGAACAAAUGGAAUCUUUAAAUAAGCAACUGGAAAUUACAAAAGAGAAACUUCAUACAAUUGAACAGGCUUGGGAACAAACAGUAAAACUGGGAGGAGACAGCGCUACAGACAAGGCCACAAAAGCCAUAACCAACACUGAGAUCGUUUCUAUUUCCAAAAAAAUUACCAUGCUGGAAAUGAAAGAGCUAAAUGAAAGGCAAAGGGCAGAGCACUCACAGCGAAUGUAUGAACACAUACGGAACACAAUGAAGCAAGUAGAGGAACGUAAUUUUGAACUGGAAACCAAAUUUGCUGAGCUUACAAAGAUCAACCUUGAGGCACAGAAAGUGGAACAGUCCUUGCGAGAUGAACUGUCAAGCAGUGUGAGUAAAGCAGUCAGUGAAGCAGACAGAUGCCGUAUAAUGGAUUUGGAGAAAAAUGAAACAGAACUCAAGAUUGAAGUCUCAAAGUUAAGGGAGCUUUCUGAUAUUGCCAAGAUGCAAGUUGCUGCUUUGGAGAAUCGCCAGCAAUCCAGAGAGAAAGAAGUAGAAUCACUUAGAAUGCAGGUUUUGGACUAUCAGGCACAAUCAGAUGAAAAAGCUCUUAUUGCAAAAUUGCAUCAGCAUGUUGUUGCCCUCCAGAUUAGUGAGGCUGCUGCAGUGUCCAAGCUAGAGGCUGCCAUAUCCAAAUUUCAGAAGAUGGAGAUUGCCAAUAUGCGCCUGGAACAGAAAUUGGAUGACAAGGAACAAGCCUUAUAUUAUGCACGGCUUGAAGGAAGAAACAGAGCCAAGCACCUUCGCCAGACUGUGCAGUCAUUGCGGAGACAAUUUAGUGGUGCUUUGCCCCUGGCCCAGCAGGAGAAGUUCUCCAAGACUAUGAUUCAGCUUCAGAAUGACAAAUUGAAAAUGUUCGAUGAUAUCCAGCAUUCUCAGCAAGAACGUCGAAAUGCAGAGACUAGAACUCUGGAGCUGGAACGGAAAUUAAAAGGAUUAGAAGAACUAAUCGCUACAUUAAAAGAUACAAGAGGAGCACAAAAGGUCAUUGAGUGGCAUAUGAAAAUUGAAGAACUUCGUCUUCAAGAACUCAAACUGAACCGGGAACUAGCCACGAAAAAGGAAGAGAUCAAAUAUUUGAACAAUAUUCUUUCUGAAUACGAGCGCACCAUCAAUAACCUGGAAGAAGAAAUUGUACAGCAGAACAAGUUUCAUGAGGAACGACAGAUGGCUUGGGAUCAAAGAGAAGUAGAAUUAGAACGUCAGCUAGACAUGCAUGACCGUCAGCAAAGAGACUUAUUAAGUACAGCUCACAAGUUGGAUGAAACUACAGGGUCAGUUCCAGAUCCUAGUUUGUCACUUCCACAUCAGCUUCAGCAAGCUGUCAGAAAAAAUAGAGAACAUGUUCGAACAAUCGUAGAAAUGCAGGCCACCUGCAAAUCCUUAGAAGAGAAGUUGAAAGAAAAAGAAGCUGCUUUGUGGAAAGCAGAGCAAAAUAUCUUGUCAAGAGACAAGGUAAUAAAUGAGCUACGACUUCGAUUACCAGCAUCAUUGGAGAGAGAGAAGAUAAUAGCAGAGCUUGACCAAAAAGCUGAUGAGUCUGCCACCCAUCCUCAUGGUCUGAAAAUUGCACAUCAGACUAUUGCAAAUAUGCAAGCAAGAUUAAAUCAGAAAGAGGAAGUGCUGAAAAAAUACCAACAUCUUUUAGCCAAAGCAAGAGAGGAACAAGAGGAAAUUGCAAAAAAACAUGAAGAAGACCUCAGACUACUACAUCAAAAGUUAGAUUUACAUACUGAUAAUUCUUUUCAUAAAUUUAAACAGACUGCAUUGGAAUUGAUGAAAAAACCCUCUUUAGCUGUCCCAGCAAAUAAACACUUAAUUCGUCUGGCAGAGAUGGAACAAACAGUAGCAGAACAAGACAGUUCCCUUGCUUCCCUUUUAAACAAAUUAAAGAAAACAUCCUUUGAGUUACAGAGGCAAAAGCAAAUGACAGUGGCAAAAAUCAAGGAUUUUGAUAACAUCAGGGCACAACUUGAGCAGAAGCAUGCAGCUGAAGUGAAAGAAUUGAAAGAUGAAGUGGAUGAAUUAAGGAGUGUGUUGUCACAGAUGGAGAAAGAAUUAAUGAAUGUAAAAACAGAGCUGGAGGCCCAAAGAGAAGCAAAUAAUAGAGCUCCGACGACUACAAUGAAAAAUCUAGUGGAACGAUUGAAGAAUCAGCUAGCCUUGAAAGAGAAACAACAGAAAGCUUUGAGUAAAGCACUUUUGGAGCUGAGAGCAGAAAUGACAGCUGCGGCUGAACAACAGAUUAUUUCUAUAGCAUCACAAAAGGAGGCACAUAUGAAUGUUCAGCAGAUUGUUGACAAACACACAAAGGAACUGAAGAUUCAGAUAGAAGAUUUAAAUGAACAGCUUUCCAAACUUAAAGAUGCUCUAAAAUCAAGCAAAAAUAAAGAGAAUUCAUUAUUAGAUGAUUUAGACGAUUUAAAUCAGGAACUUCAGAAAAAAAUCAAAGCCCACACAAAGGUUCUAAGGGAAAAAGAUGACAUAGAAAAAGAAAAUGAAGAACUGAAAAAGCGAAUUAAGAGACUAACUACUUCAGUUCAGGGCAAAGCUGAAGACCAAACUAUGAUAGAUGAGCUUCAAAGAAAAAUAAAGAAGAUGGAAAUUGAGCUGGGAAAGAAGAAUGAUGAAUCAGAAAAGAAAACUCUAAGAGAAGAGAAGAGCCAAAGGGAAGAAUUAAUUAGAUGGGAAGAAAGUAAAAAAUGGCAGAGUAAAACAGAAGGAAUGAAGAACAAACUGAAAGAAAAGGAAAAGGAAGUGGAAUCCUUAACUAAACAGUUAACCACAGUAAAGGAACUUUUUUCCAAGGCAGAUAAAGAAAAACUUGCUUUGCAGAAGAAGCUGAAGAGCUGUGGUGUUACUGUCGAUCAGGUGGUAGGAGUACGGGUCUCUGAGUCGGAGCGAGAGCUCGAAGAGCUUCGAAAACGGAACAUGGAUUUGGAGGAUGAGAUGGUUCACUUGAAGACACAGUAUGCUGUUCCUCGAGAUUCUGUUGUGGAAGACUUGCACUUAAAAAACAAAUACUUGCAAGAAAAACUUGUUGUACUAGAGAAGCAACUUUCUAAAGAUCCUUUUUCAAGACCUUCGAAUGUCGCAUGUGAAGCAACUGCAUUGGGUAAUACGCAUGUUACCAUUAACGCCUUCUCUAAGCACAAUCGUUUGAAAUAUUCAUCUAAGAAAAUUCUCAUGGAUAAAACCAAGUUGAGGCUUCAAGGUUUUCCUAAUAUGACUAAUGCAAAUGACAAUGGAGUAAAUUAUGAAACACUCAACAUAGAAAAAUCCCAUCAGGUUGCUGAAAAUGUUGCUCUCAAUGAUAUUGAUGAAAACCAGUUUGAAAAUGGGAAAAAGAAAGAGGAUUUAAAGGCAAGUUCAGAAGCUGAAAAGGGCAACUCUGAGGACAAUAUGGAACAGGAAAUUAUUUCUCCUGAAGAGGAUAGCAUUGAGAAACAAUGUGAAAUGCCUAACAAAGAAACAGAAGAAAUCUGCAAGCGUUCUAGCAGUGGGAAAGAAAAGGAAAGCAAACAUGACUCUCAUCCUGACAAGAACUGCAUUCAGUCUGACGCAGAGGAAGUUACUGAUCAAUCCAAAAAUGUUGAGACAAAAGUGGAAAAUAAUAAUGAGGUAGUAGGAGAAGAUGCAAGUGAGAGCCAUCAAACUGGACAAGAGAGGAGUGAAUUUUGUGAAGUUCCUCAGACAUCAGGAUUAGGGUCAGAUGAUCAGUAUCAAAAAGAACAAGAGCUUCAAAAGGAGAACCUAAUAUUGUCAUCUGAAAAUAUGGAAUUACGAUUUCAGCUAGAACAGGCCAAUAAAGACCUACCAAGAUUAAAGAAUCAAGUAGCCGAUUUAAAAGAAAUGUGUGAACUUCUGAAGCGAGAAAAGACAGAAGCUGAGCGGAAGCUUGGCAAUGUCAGAGGGUCUGGAAGAAGUGGUAAGACUAUUCCAGAAUUAGAGAAAACAAUUGGAUUAAUGAAAAAGGUUAUUGAAAGAGUCCAAAGAGAAAAUGAAGAGCUUAAGAAAGCACCUGGAAUAGUCUCCAGCGAAAAAAUGACCAGCCUCCAAGAAGAAAAUGAAUGCUUAAAGUCUGAACUGGAAAAACUGAAGCUUCACCUUGGAGGUGAACUGAGUACACGGUAUGAACUGAAAACUAAAGGUACCGAAAAAAUAAUUGCUGAAAAUGAGAGAAUACGAAAGGAGCUGAAAAAGGAAGCAGAGAAUGCUGAAAAGUUACGAAUAGCCAAGAACAAUCUUGAGAUAACAAAUAAAAAAUUGACCGAGGAACUGGAAGAAACAAUUAAGAAAUUAAAAGUGGCAGAAAGCAGAAUCCCACAGCUUGAAGGCACUGACAGCAAGCAUUGGAAAUCUAUGGUCAUAACAAGAAUGUAUGGAAAUAAAAUGAAAGAAAUGGAAGCUGACAUUGCCAAAAAAGCCCAGACUAUUAGUGAUCUUAAACAACAAUUGGAGAACGCCACAGGGAAUGAAGAAAAAUAUGCCAAAAACUUAAAAGAACAGAUUGAGCUUCUCCAAGACUAUCCUGAGGGUACCCAAACAGAGCAGGACCGUCUCAGAGAACUCCAGCUUCUCAGGUUAACCAAUGCUCGUUUGGAAAAUGAAAAGGCAGCAUUAAUCAAUCAGUUGGAGGCAUUUCGAAGUCUAACUGAAAUAAAGAAGGGACGUAGCUUUGUAUCUGAGAAGCCUGGAAGCUAUAUGGUACUAGCAGAAGACCUGAAGAAACAGUUGAAAACCUCAGAUUUGGAACAGCAGCGACUUCAGGAAGAAGUCAGAAAGCUUAAAAAUGAGCUGGAUAAUUUUGACCCGUCCUUUUUUGAAGAAAUUGAAGACCUGAAGUACAACUACAAUGAAGAAGUUAAAAAAAAUAUUAUCUUAGAAGAGAGGCUGAAAACACUUUCCGAACAAUUUGGUGUUCAAGUAGAUAUUCCAGCCCGAGUUUCUAUUGAUUAAAUGGAAAGGCAUGCAACUUUUCAAAGACAUGUCCCAUUUGGAGAUGAAUCAUAUAGCCUGGGAAAAAAACAUUCUUAUAUCAGGAGUCAAGCAAACUGCUUUCCAUGCUGCAAAAAAAAUACUGGUGUGCAGCUACACUGCACAGCUUUUGUUGGCUCUCCCUAAAGGAAGGAUCUUUCUUAUUCAUUUGAGCCACUGCUUCUUUCCAUUUCUGCUAGCAUGGAGCCAACAGUUUGAAAUAAAAACAUUACAGAACUGUGAACUGGGGAUUUGUAUAUAUAUAUAUGUAUGUAUUUUGUUAUGUUAAUUUAUUACGUUUUUAGAGUACGCAGUUUUGUAGAUUUUUCCAUCAAUUAUUCUUUAUUUUUCUACAUUUGAGUAUUAUAAAUGAUGAAGAAACAGCAGUUUAACAUUUCUUUACCCUGUUUUAAAUGUUUUAUUAAACUUAAAGACGUACACAUACUUGGUCUUUUUAUAAUAAAGAAAAUAUAAAAACCC